AUGUCCGCUGAACCAGUCAAGCCUAACAACCCAAUCACAGAUGAAGCCGAGGGCUACGUCAAGCCCGAGAUGGUCGUCAAGAACUUUGCCAAAACUUACGAUACCCCACCAAGGGAUGCUUACCAGAACUUCAUCAACCUGAUGGGUAGUCUUUUUGGCUGCUGCGGUGUUUUCUGCUUCCUUUGUGAAAAUCCAUACAAGACCGUCGACCAGGGUGAGGUUGGCUUGGUCCAGACCUUCGGUGCCCUCUCCAGAACCGUUGAGCCUGGUACCUCGUAUGUCAACACAUGGUCUGAGAAGUUGUCAAGAGUCAACAUCAAGAUCAAUGCUAAGAACUUGCCUCCACAAUCGUGUUUCACCAGAGACAACUUGUCUGUUUCCAUCACUUCUGUCGUUUACUACAACAUCGUGGACCCCCAGAGGGCCAUUUUUGCCAUCUCCGAUAUCCACUCUGCUAUCACCGAGAGAACUCAAAACACCAUGAGAGACGUCAUUGGCUCUCGCGUGUUGCAGGAUGUGGUGGAGAAGAGAGACGAAAUUGCCGAUUCCGUCCAGGGCGUGAUUGCCAGAACCGCCGCCGAGUGGGGUGUCCACAUUGAGGCCAUUUUGAUCAAGGACUUGACCUUGCCUGCCUCUGUCCAGGACUCCUUCGCUAAGGCUGCCGAGGCCAAGCGUAUUGGUGAGGCCAAGAUUAUCAAUGCUAAGGCCGAGGUCGAGAGUGCUAAGCAGAUGAGAAAGGCCUCCGACAUCUUGAGUUCUCCUGCCGCCUUGCAGAUCAGAUACUUGGACGCUUUGCAGAACAUGAGUAAGAGCUCUGGCUCCAGAGUGAUCUUCAUGCCAUCUGCUGACCAGAUUGAGCGUAUUGUCCACAACCAGAGUCUGUCACAAGGAAGACCCAUUGAGCCCAUUGAGGAGGAGCCUGUGAGCCCCAAUGCCACGGGCCUGGACAACACCAAACACCUAGUUGACACUAUUGCCUUGCAGGAGGCUAUGAAGUAA
This is a messenger RNA of Candidozyma pseudohaemuli, 999 nucleotides long. RefSeq lists its product as uncharacterized. The coding region runs from base 1 to 999 and encodes 332 amino acids. The record is from RefSeq and is a predicted model, not a curated record. NCBI's taxonomy places the organism in Eukaryota, Fungi, Ascomycota, Pichiomycetes, Serinales, Metschnikowiaceae. The transcript has a single exon. Gene Ontology annotation, cellular component: plasma membrane.